Mytilus trossulus (common blue mussel) is the source of this 1888-nucleotide messenger RNA. RefSeq lists its product as uncharacterized. The record is from RefSeq and is a predicted model, not a curated record. Gene Ontology annotation, molecular function: protein binding; zinc ion binding. The coding region runs from base 58 to 1752 and encodes 564 amino acids. Lineage: Eukaryota; Metazoa; Mollusca; Bivalvia; Mytilida; Mytilidae. The transcript is spliced from 2 exons.
CACAUGAGUCGUAUUUUACUACAGCAAAUGGUGUUGUAACAAAUCAUAUUUUAGACGAUGGCUACCUCGUUUGAAAAUUGUUGUAUUUGUAAUUUGCGACAUAUUCCGAAGCUUUCUGUUGUUUGGUGCUCUGAUUGUAACGAAGGAUUGUGCCACGAAUGCAGAGAACAUCAUAGCUUAUCUAAGGCCUCACGAAACCACUCUGUUUUUCCUAUUGGUAAAUAUGAAACGUUGCCAGCUUUUAUUGAAAACAUAAAACUGCACUGCCAUGAGCACGAGGAGAAAUAUUUAUUGUUUUGUAAAGAGCAUAACGAAUGUGCUUGUAGAAAAUGUGUCAUUUCAGAAAAGCACAGAAAAUGCAAAGAAAUAUCCCCCCUUGAAGACGUCGUUGAAAAUGUUAAAACAUCUGUAGCUUUUACAGAAAUCAUGUCCUCACUUCAGGAAAUGAAGGGUAACGUUGCGCUUAUUCUGGAAGACAGACGAAUGAAUAUGUAUUCAAUAUCAGCUUCAGUAGAAAGAAUCGAAUCCGAGAUUUCUGUGACUCGACAGCAGUUAAAUAACCAUCUUGAUAAAUUACAAGAUCAUUUUGUUGCUGAACUGACCAAAGCUGUGGAAAAUUCAACUAAACAUAUUCAGAGCUUCAUUCUGGCCUUGACUAAAAAGCAAAGGGAUAUCGAGGAAUGGAUAGAAGAUGUAGAAAGCAUCAAGAAAAAUGCAACAGAUAAGCAAACAUUUUUAGGGAUGACGAAUUUAGAAACCAAAUUAAAUAAAACAAGUAACGACUUGCAGUCUUGGAUUGACGGUAACUAUUUGUCUCAAACCAUAGUUUCUUUCCACUUGAACACUUUAUUACAUGAUAUAAUCAACGAAAGAACUAAGUUUGGAAAUUUUUUCGUGCAUACCAUGCCUAGUAAAUUAGCAUUAAAAAGACGAGUGUUUGGUCAGGCUCAAAUGAUAAAAGUGAAUGCAAAAUCUAAAAGUUCUUUAAAGCAUAUGACACUGAUAUUAAAAACAAAAGUGAAAACUAAUGCCUUCAAUGUGUCAGGCUGUUGUAUUUUGCCAAAUGGAAACUUGGUAGUGUCAAAUUAUGACCCUUCGUAUUUGAUAUUGAUUGCAGCUGAUGGAAAAACAGAGAAUAAAAUUAUCAGCAGCAUGCAAACAAUCAUUGAUAUAACAUGUGUUGACAAUGACACUGUUGCCGUAAUAUCAUAUACACAGAAAAAUAUUGAACUAAUCAGCCUGAAAUCUGGGAAAACAAUCAAGACUAUCAGUACGUCUGCACCUGCUCUUUGCUUAACUUACACUGAAGGGACCUUUAUAGUAUGCCUCGAGAACGGACAAAUGAAAGAGGUCCGGUUAGAGGAUAACAAGACAACUGAUAUUAGCAGUACGGUGGUGUCAAGAAGUAUUACCGAAUUAAACAACACGCUUUAUUCUGUAAAGAUAGAUACUAAUACGAUUGUGUGUCAUAAAAGAAACGGGGACGUACUGUGGACAUUUACAGACGAAGAGGUUCUAAAGAAACCAAGAGGCAUCACAGUAGAUAUACAUGGAAAUGCUAUCAUCGCCGGGGUCGAAUCAAACAACGUUAUUGUGAUAUCCUCUGAUGGCACAAAGCACAAAAUACUCCUGUCGAAAAUCGACUUAUGUGGUUCUCCUUGGGCAGUUUCCUUCAACAGCAAAUUCAAAUAUUUGCUUGUUAUUAACGACAAAGAUGGUCGAGCAUUUCUGUACAGCGUUAACUAUUCAUAAACUUAACCCUUGCCUUGUUUUGUUUUAAUGAAUUGAAAAAGAAAGUAUGUUUUAUGUUAUAUUGUUGGUAUAACAUUCCAAUUGAACAAAAAUUGCCACCAUUCAGAGGUUAAAUAUUUUAUUAUUUGUGCUACAU